CAUCGCUUGCGGUACGGUUUUAGAAACAAGGAACGUUUGCUAUCUUCAUAUCAGCGACAAAUAUAAAAAAAAUUUACACAAAUCUUACAAUUAUUACACGACAGGAGUUUGGGUUAGUGUUCUCACACAGCCAUAUUUCCAUGUUACAUCGCUCGUUUACGCAAGACAAAUAGAAAUCCACCUGUCCUAAUUAGCAUGCUCUGAACACCAGUGUAACCGUAACUGGGUAGGGAGAAAGUGUACUGUGGUUCAACUGGAGGCACACACAGCUUAUGGAUCAGCGUAGAACUGCUGCAGCUUGUUACCAGGGAGGUGAGAAGAGACGGUGUGGAGUGUGUGUUGGGGGGGAUGGAGGAGUUUCCAGUGAGGACGGUGGAAGGGCUCUGUCUAGGCACCAGCUUGGCUAUAUCUGGUUUCUUCUACUACGUCUACAGGAAAAAGAGGAAAACAGUGGACAAGCUCAAUGAUGCACCACAUUUGACUUUGGAUGGGAAACUGGCAGACCUUUUGAACGUGACACCGGGAAAGUGUCUGCAGUAUGUUGUCAUUGAAGGGGCAGUGCAGCCUCUGGGGGAACCUUUGAGGAGUCAGUUCCAGGAAGGCAGUAUGGGGGUGGUGCAGAAACUCAUGCUGAGGGAACACAAGCUGGUGUGGAAUAGCCUGUCUCGCACCUGGACGGACAGUGAGCGUGUGCUGCACCAGAGGGUGAACGCGGUGCCCUUCAGCCUGGUCGGGUCGGACCAGGCCAACGUGAGGGUGCUGUGUCCCCUGGAGGCCUCGGGGCUGGAGAUGGAGGUCAUCCAUGAGAAGUUCCACCAGGCCACCUAUGGUUUCACCGACAUCAUCGGGCAGUACCUCAGUGGAGAGAAGCCCAAAGGCCAGCUGGAGACUGAGGAGAUGCUCAAGGUUGGCGCUACUCUGACGGGUGUAGGCGAGCUCAUCCUGGACACGGACCGGGUGCUGAAGCUCCGCCCGCCCACUGACGGCUCAGAGUACUUCCUCACCACGGCAGACUUUGAGACCCUGCGGCUGGAGCAGGAGGGUCAAGCGGUGGUCUGGCAGGUCCUGGCCUCUGUGUUCGCCCUGGCCGGGUCCGCCAUCCUCCUCUGGGUGGGCUGCCGCUACUACCGCAGCCUGAGGGUCCGCUGGGACCAGGAACGGCUGAGGAGGGAGUUUGAGAGGUUGGCUGCUGGUGGGACGGGGGAAGGGUCAACACAAGAGGGGUCUGGGGAGCAGGAGACACCCUUGGAAAACGCCUGUGUGAUCUGCCUGACACAGCCGCGUAGCUGUGUGCUGCUGGAGUGUGGACACGUGUGCUGCUGCUACAGCUGCUACCAGGCCUUGCCCCAGCCCACCUGCCCCAUAUGCCGGCAGGCCAUCAAGAGGGUGGUGCCCCUCUACCAGGCCUAAUGCCCAGCCUUGGAGUAGAACAGAUAUGUGUUCUCAUGGUUGGUAUAUGUAUGUAUCCCCUGGGGUGUUGUUACCUGUACUCCUAGAAAGACAAGGUCAAGGUGAUGGAAUGGAGACAAUUUAUAAUUGACAUUUUGACUUGCUGUAAAACCUUGAAGAUAAGUCUCUACAUAGAGGCAGAAGGAAAGAGCACCAGAAGGACCGAACUCUACUGUGAUGAUAACAACAGUCACCCUGGAAAUACAGCUUUUGGACAGCCGAGGAGAGGCCUAAGCUAGCAAGACAGAGCAGGACGUGCACACACUAGUCCUUAAACCCCUCACAAUGUCAGAGAGAGACCAACUAUUCAUAGACAAGGCAAACCAUCGCUGUACUUAUUACACUGUAAUAAUCACCUGAAUGGUUCUUGGCAUUCUCAACACAAAUAGGCUAGGUGCAGCUACUGUAUUAACAAAAUGUGAAUCUGAGGUUUGUGAACAUUUUGAAGCACUUAAAUGCAUAUGUAUUAUGAAGCUAACAGCUGUUGAGUUUGGUUUUGAAUAGUAAAUACACUGAACAAAAAUAUAAAUACACAGAUUUUUACUGAGUUACAGUUCAUAUGGAAAUCCGUCAAUUGAAAUAAAUUCAUUAGGCCCCAAUCUAUGGAUUUCACAUGACUGUGCAGGGGCAAUGGAUUAUCUUGGCAAAGGAGAGAUUCUCUCUAACAGGGAUGUAAAGCAAAUGUAUGCAUUUGAGAGAGAAAUAAGCUUUUUGUGCAUAUGGAACAUUUCUGGGAUCUUUUAUUUCAGCUCAUGAAACAUGGGAGCAACACUUAACAUGUUAAGUUUAUAUUUUUGUUCAGUAUAGAUACUGGGAAUGCAGUUCUCUCAUAAAUAAGUGUGCAUAUGGAUAGAGAGGUGUUUACUUUUGUAGUACUAUCGCUUGCUUUGUGCCUUAUUUUCACUCCUGGUGUAAGGAGGGGGGGUCGUUCCACCAAUUAUAUUUUUGUUGUAAAAGUAAAGAAUCCUGUCAAAAUGCUUUGACAUGGAAUGGAAGCUUGUUUCCAACAGGAGGGGGGCAAUUGAAUGCAAGCUUGAGAACAUUUCUAGCCUAUCUAUGGGUAACAGGGUUGACCUGCUCCGUUUUCCAACACAAAACACCAGAAAAGGUUAAAAAAAAGAGUAGUACCAGCUCACCUGUUUCUUACACUAUGAAAUUACUACUAAAUGUUCCGUAUUGAAUUCUCCAUGUGGUCUAUAUUAAAGGGCACUUCAUUUAUCAUAACAGGCUUUAAAAGUGAUAUUUUAAGUACAAAUAUAGAAAAGGGAUGCAAAAGGCACUAAUUUCUCAUUGACUGUAUGAAUCAUCGGAUCACAUUGAAUUUGUGAUAACCCAAUGUUGAAUAUUGUCAAACUAAAAUGUAUAAUUGCAUAAAACAAAGGUUUAACCUGCUUAAACCGUCAGUAAAUCCCUCCCCCCCAGUGAAACACUGCUCUUUUUCCAGGAACACCAAUGUACUCUGAAAAGUUUGCUGUCAUGAGUCAACUAUCCUGCUAUUUCUGUCAUCUCUAACAAGCAGAGGGGAGGAGGAAAGGAAUAGAUGGAAAGCCACCUACAGAGUUUUGGGGCACUAAGGAAAUGGAAAAGUUGAGAAACUAACUGGCAUGCGUGGGUUGAGUGAGUGAGGAGCAGGUGGGGGAUUAGGUGUCGUAAAUCUUCCUGGGGGGAGGGCAGUCUGAGAAUCCUUCAUGAGCUCCCCUGGCAGAAAAACAGCUGUGGCUCUUGGGGGUAACUUAAACCUCAACAUCUCAUGACACUAAAGACAGGAAUUUCUUCAGGUUUGCAGUACACGCUGAACUUACAAGAGUGAUCCCUCACCAAACCAAUGCACAUUCUACCAGGAUAAAUAAUGUGAUUUGUAAAGUGGCCACCAGGGGGCCUACUUGCAUCUGUUUCAUUAUACUAACAAUGACAAGUUACCCGCUGUGAGUUUAUGAUAUUGCUGUUCAUUAUUUGUAUUGCUGUUCAUAUAAUACAAUAAUAAUAAUUACAUUUUCCCCUGAA
This is a messenger RNA of Salmo salar (Atlantic salmon), 3453 nucleotides long. It is a transcript of the gene mul2, whose product is annotated as mitochondrial E3 ubiquitin protein ligase 2. Gene Ontology annotation, biological process: protein ubiquitination; organelle organization. Gene Ontology annotation, molecular function: ubiquitin-protein transferase activity. NCBI's taxonomy places the organism in Eukaryota, Metazoa, Chordata, Actinopteri, Salmoniformes, Salmonidae. The record is from RefSeq and is a predicted model, not a curated record.